Seriola dumerili (greater amberjack) is the source of this 9881-nucleotide messenger RNA. It is a transcript of the gene tanc2b, whose product is annotated as protein TANC2-like. The coding region runs from base 115 to 6057 and encodes 1980 amino acids. The record is from RefSeq and is a predicted model, not a curated record. The transcript is spliced from 26 exons. Gene Ontology annotation, cellular component: dendritic spine. Gene Ontology annotation, biological process: regulation of dendritic spine morphogenesis. Gene Ontology annotation, molecular function: protein binding. Lineage: Eukaryota; Metazoa; Chordata; Actinopteri; Carangiformes; Carangidae.
UUGUAAACACUCUGAAAGGAUUAUUGUAAGUUGUGGCUGAGGGGAUUUUGUGUGGAGUUUAUGUAAGAAGACACUUCAACCAAAAAUGUCCAGCAGUGGAGGAAUGUGUCUUUAAUGCUACGGCAAAACUCAGGGGAGUCAAGCCAGGAGCUGGGCCCCCCUCCGUCGGUGGAUGAGGCAGCCAACACAUUGAUGACGCGCCUGGGUUUCCUUCUGGGAGACAAAGUGAGUGAGGGGCCAGCCGGCACCCAGUACAGCAUGGAGGAACCCGAGGCAAGACAGGGCCAGAACCAGAGGAUCAGCCCGUGCUCCACCCUGACCAGCAGCACUGCCUCCCCCCCUGCAGGCAGCCCCUGCUCCACCCUCCCCCCUGCCAUGCCUGGCCAGGCAGGCAACAAGGACUGUGCCUACGGUUCUGUCACCAGUCCCACCUCAACCCUGGAGAGCAGGGACAGCGGGAUCAUCGCCACUCUGACCAGCUACUCCGAGAACAUGGAGCGAGGCGGCAAAUACGGCGAAGGCUCCCGGGCAAACCUCAAACUGUGGCAGUCCCAGAAAUCAGGCAUGGACUCGUUCCUGUACAGGGUGGAUGAAAACAUGACAGCCUCCACCUACAGCCUCAACAAAAUCCCUGAGCGCAACCUGGAGAGCAUGUCCUCCCACUCUGCCCACUCCAUCCCUCUGUACCUCAUGCCCCGUCCUAACUCUGUGGCUGCUACCAGUUCAGCCCACCUGGAGGACCUGGCAUACCUGGAUGAGCAGAGACACACUCCAUUACGCACCUCGCUGCGCAUGCCCAGACAGAGCACCACCUGCGGGCCGGGUCGCUCCGGGCAGGACCUGAGAGCUUCCGCUAAUAACACCCAUGCCUGGCAAUCCCAGUCACUGCGUUUUGCACCCUAUCGUCCUCAAGACAUCGCCCUCAAACCUCUGCUGUUUGAGGUGCCCAGCAUCACCAUGGACUCCGUGUUCACGGGCCGUGAGUGGCUCUUCCAGGAGAUCGACGCCCACCUCAACAGCCCCAACGCCAGCACCAACCGCGGCGUGGUAGUGGUCGGCAACAUCGGCUUCGGCAAGACCGCCAUCAUCUCUCGCCUGGUGGCUCUCAGCUGCCACGGCACCCGCAUGAGACAGAUCGCCUCCGACAGCCCGCAGGCCUCACCCAAACAUGGAGAGGGGCUCCCUCUCACCCAGCCACAGCCCACGCAUGGCACCCUGGGAGGAGGCAGCUGUCCCGGGACCCCAGAGAUGAGGCGGCGUCAGGAAGAAGCCAUGAGGAGGCUGGCGUCUCAGGUGGUGGCGUACCACUACUGCCAGGCAGAUAACGCCUACACCUGCCUGGUGCCGGAGUUUGUGCACAACGUGGCGGCUCUGCUGUGCCGCUCGCCGCACCUCGUCGCCUACAGGGAGCAGAUGCUGAGGGAGCCGCACCUACAGAGCAUCCUGAGUCUGCGCUCCUGCGUCCAGGACCCCCUGGCCUCUUUCAGGAGGGGGGUCCUAGAGCCCCUGGACGCACUUUACAAAGAGAGGAAGAUCAACUCCGAGGAGGACCUCAUCAUCCUCAUCGACGGUUUGAACGAGGCGGAGUUCCACAAGCCAGACUACGGAGACACCAUCGUGUCCUUCCUCACCAAAACCAUCAACAAGUUCCCUCCCUGGCUCAAGCUUGUGGUCACAGUCAGAACCACGUUACAGGAGAUCACCAACGCGCUGCCGUUCCACCGCAUCUCUCUGGACAGCCUGGAGGAGAACGACGCCAUAGACCAGGACCUGCAGGGCUACAUCCUGCACCGCAUCCACAGCAGCCCGGAGAUCCAGAACAACAUCUCGCUCAACGGCAAGAUGGACAACACCACCUUCGGCAAGCUCAGCGCCCACCUCAAGGCCCUGAGUCAGGGCUCCUAUCUGUACCUCAAACUCACCUUUGACCUCAUCGAGAAGGGCUACCUUGUCCUCAAAAGCUCCAGCUAUAAGGUGGUUCCAGUCAACCUCGCGGAGGUAUACCUGCUGCAGUGCAACAUGCGCUUCCCCACGCAGUCGUCGUUCGAGCGGGCGCUUCCUCUGCUCAACGUGGCCGUGGCCUCGCUUCACCCGCUCACCGACGAGCAGAUAUAUCAGGCCAUCAACUCCGGUUCACUGCAGGGAACACUGGACUGGGAGGAUUUCCAGCAACGUGUGGACAACCUGUCUGUCUUCCUGGUGAAGAGGAGGGACGGCACAAGGAUGUUUGUUCACCCCUCCUUCAGGGAGUGGUUGAUCUGGAGAGAAGAGGGAGAAAAGACAAAGUUCCUCUGUGAUCCGAGGAGCGGGCACACCCUACUGGCCUUCUGGUUUUCUCGGCAGGAGAACAAGCUGAACAGACAGCAGACUAUUGAGCUGGGCCAUCACAUCCUCAAAGCACAUAUCUUCAAGGGUCUCAGCAAGAAAGUCGGGGUUUCCUCAUCUAUCUUGCAAGGCCUGUGGGUAUCCUACAGCACGGAGGGCCUUUCAGCUGCACUUUCUUCACUUCGAAACCUCUACACUCCCAACAUCAAGGUGAGCCGGUUACUGAUGCUGGGCGGCGCCAAUGUGAACUACCGUACGGAGGUGCUGAACAAUGCCCCCGUCCUGUGCGUCCACUCCCACCUGGGCUACAUGGACAUGGUGGCUCUGCUGCUUGAGUUCGGCGCCUCUGUCGACGCCCCGUCCGAAAGUGGCCUCACACCACUGGGCUACGCCGCCGCCGGGGGACACAUGGCCAUCGUGACCGCACUUUGCCGCAGGAGAGCGAAGGUGGACCACUUGGAUAAGAAUGGGCAGUGUGCUCUGGUUCACGCGGCGCUGAGGGGCCACAUGGAGGUGGUGAAGUUCCUCAUCCAGUGUGACUGGAGCAUGGGGCCACAACAGCAACAGCAGUCGCCACAGACCCAACAACAGGCGGCCUUCACCAAGAGCCACGCAGUCCAGCAGGCCCUCAUCGCUGCAGCCAGUAUGGGAUACACAGAGAUCGUGUCCUACCUGCUGGACCUGCCGGAGAAAGAUGAAGAGGAGGUGGAGAGGGCUCAAAUCAAUAACUUUGACACCCUGUGGGGGGAGACAGCUCUGACUGCAGCCUCUGGUCGGGGGAAGCUGGAGGUUUGUCGCCUGUUACUGGAACAGGGCGCAGCUGUGGCCCAGCCCAACAGACGCGGCAUCGUCCCGCUGUUCAGUGCCGUCCGACAGGGACACUGGCAGAUCGUGGACCUCCUCCUCACACACGGAGCAGAUGUCAACCUGGCUGACAAGCAGGGUCGCACCCCUCUAAUGAUGGCCGCCUCAGAGGGACACCUGGGAACUGUGGAGUUUUUAUUAGCCCAAGGAGCCUCCCUGUCUCUGAUGGAUAAGGAGGGUCUGACGGCUCUGAGCUGGGCCUGUCUCAAAGGCCAUUUGCCUGUCGUCCGCUGCCUGGUGGAGAGUGGAGCCGCCACCGACCACGCGGACAAGAACGGACGCACGCCCCUCGACCUGGCGGCUUUCUACGGCGACUCUGAAGUGGUCCAGUUCUUGGUGGACCACGGGGCCAUGAUAGAGCACGUAGACUACAGCGGGAUGCGUCCUCUCGACAGGGCGGUGGGCUGCAGAAACACGUCGGUGGUGGUCGCCCUGCUCAAGAAAGGAGCCAAGAUAGGUCCAGCCACAUGGGCCAUGGCCACGUCCAAACCCGACAUCAUGAUCAUCUUACUCAGCAAACUCAUCGAGGAGGGGGACAGCUUCUACAAGAAGGGGAAGGUGAAGGAGGCAGCGCAGCGUUAUCAGUAUGCACUCAAAAAGUUUCCACGCGAAGGCUUCAGCGAGGACCUCAAGACAUUCAGGGAACUCAAAGUAUCGCUCUUCCUCAACCUGUCCCGAUGUCGGAGGAAAAUGAACGACUUUGGGAUGGCUGAGGAAUUUGCUACGAAGGCACUUGAACUGAAACCAAAAUCAUAUGAAGCGUACUACGCCAGGGCACGCGCCAAGCGUAGCAGCAGACAAUUUCCUGAAGCCUUAGAGGACUUGAAUGAAGCCAUAAAGCAGUGCCCCAACAACCGAGAGAUCCAGCGGCUGCUCCAGAGGGUGGAGGAGGAGUGUCGCCAGCUCGACCAGGAGGAGCACCAGCAGCAGGACCUGGAACUGGAGCCUCCUCCCUCCCCUCCUCCUACGCCUCCCCCAGAAGAGGAGGAGUCCCUGUCCCUGUCCAUGCCUCUCCCUCCUCCCCCAGAGCCCCGCCUGGAGGACAUGGAGCCCGUCCAGGACCUGUUUGAGGAUGAGGACUACCUGGAGCAGGAGCUGGAGGCCAUGUCUAUGGGUCUGCCCCCACCUGAGUCUCUCACAAAUCCCUCCAGCCUUCCCAUCAUUCAGAGCCCACCGCUCUCCCCCACACAUCCAGAUCAGAUCUAUUUAGCUGGGGGUUCGCCCAUGGGCCAGCCCUAUGAGUAUCACCCCACCUCGUCCUCCAUGUCCUCUCCGACCCGCGGGACGUACCAGCCCACAUCGCCCUCUCUAUCCCCAACACAUCAGAACUCCCACUACCGACACAGCCCGCCUCACACCUCCCCAGUGCAUCAGCCGUCCUACCGCUUCAGCCCGCCUCCCAUGGGCACCGGGGGUCAGGGAAUGGAUCACCAGAGCCCACCGCCUUCCCCUUUACGUCGAGCUGCUCAAUACAGAGCCAGUCCGCCAGUAGAAAGUGUUUGUCUGUACAGGUCCCAGUCUGGGUCGCCUGUGCGCUACCAGACAGAGCAGCUCCCCGGCCGACCCAAAUCUCCCCUCUCUAAGAUGAGCAGCCAGCGUUCGUUCCAGCUGAGCUCGCAGCCCUCGUUGUCCUCCCAGCACCACCAAGCCCAAGGCCUUCGUCUUCAGCCUUCUAUAGCCCAGAUAGUCCGCACAAACCAGCCCAGCAAUGUGAUGGGCAACAGCAGCUACGGCGGCCAGAUGGGCCACUCCAUCGGCGGUCGCUACCAAGGGGGUUCAGUGGACGUGGAGAGCCGGCUGGUGUACCAGCCCUCCCUGGAUGGACGGUCCAUGCCCCAGGUCCAGGCCAGCCUCAGUUCUGGGGCCCUCUGUCAGCACGGCGGCCGAGGAGGGGUUAUGGAGUCGGGCCUGUUGAAGGAUGAGCUACCCCAGCGCCCCUCCUCUGCCUACCGCGCCAGCAGCGGGGGCCCGGGGGGCAUGCGUUACAGCCAGACACCCCAGAUCAGCCGCAGCCAGUCAGCCGCCUACUACCCAGUCUCUGAACACGUGCUGGAGCGCGCCAACGCCAUGCCGCCCUGUCAGCUGGGCUCUCCUGAGAUUCCCCAUAUGGUGAGGCGCCCCGUCAGUGCCAAUACUACUGAGAUGAAGCAGCAUGUGCCCACCCCCAGGCCUCUCAUCCAUUCUCAGAGCGUAGGCCUUCGAUUCUCCCCGUCCAGCAACAACAUCUCAACUGGAUCCACCUCGAAUUUAGCACCGGGUUUCAGGCCUUCCUCUUCCAUCCAGCAGAUGGAGAUCCCCCUGCAGGCCACAUACGAGCGCACCUGUGAUGACAUGUCCCCCAUCUCUCCCUCGCAGGGCGGCGGGGGGCUGUAUCAGGGCGAGACCACCCGCUCUCGGAACACGCCCUUCAUGGGCAUCAUAGACAAGACGGCGCGGACUCAGCAGUACCUGCAUCAGCCCUCGCGGUCCAGGGCCAUGACGUCCAUGGACUCUGCCAUUAGCCCCACCUCGCCCGGCCAGCUGGUCCAGCAAGGCUCCACCUACAGUCCCCCCGCCUCACUGGGAAAUAUCGCCUACUACAACAAGACCAACAACGCCCAAAAUGGACACCUGUUGGAGGAGGACUACUACUCCCAGACCCAGCCCCCUUCACUGGGCAAGCUGGCCAACGGCUCCCGUGGCAGUGGGGACAUCCUGGAGAGGGUCAGCCAGGUGCCCACCUACCCGGAUGUGAAGGUGGCGAGGACUCUGCCUGUGGCGCAGGCCUACCAGGACAACAUGUACCGCCAGCUCUCGCGUGACUCCCGCACCCAAGGCCCCACCUCCCCUAUCAAACCAAAGAGACCGUUUGUGGAGUCAAAUGUGUGAUGGCCUGUCUGUGACUGGUUGGUGGGACUGGGCUUGUUAGUGGGAGUAAGAGGAGAAAAAACAGUUAGCUCAACAGCACAUGCUGCUGACCUUUGUACAUGUGACAUGGACAAACUUGUCUUAAAGAACUCACGAGAGACAGAUCCAGUCAGAGAGAAAACCACACAGCCGGCACACACACACACACACACUUAGGGUAUUAGACAUUAUCUUAUAUGAAAAACAUAACUAACAGUGAAGCGAUUAUUUCAUUAUCAUAUUCUGCGCACAGGUAGGAUAACAGGAGGGUCCUAAGUUCUGAUCUCACACUGAAUCAAAGACCAGUGCACUUCCAAAACAUUGUGUGGCACAAAGUUCCCACAAGUGAACACAACAGGUGGGACUGUAAGAGUGAAAGUACUAAUCAUCGGACUCUACUUGUGGACUCUGUAUCCAUCUUCUGUUCUUUCAAAGUGUGCUCUUAACCAAGGUUGCUAGUAGGCUCUAUUCUAUGUAAUACAAUAUUAUAUGUUCAAUACUGUACAUUGCUCAGAAAAUACAAAUGGCUCAACAACUCAGUACUUAGAGAAAGAUGACAAUAUUUAUAAUUAAGUUAUAUAUUGUACAUAGAAAUAAAAGGAAACAUAGUUUGCGUUUGAAUUGUAUUCUGUUAACCCUGCCUUUGUGUCCCACUGCUAGUCAUAUGGAUGUGGAGAACCGACCAGGGUGAGGAAGGAGGGACACAGACCAACUUUGAAUGACAUUAUUACCUCUUUUGUGUCAAAAUAAAAAAAAGAUUUUGUUGUGGUGUAAUGCAAGAGAAUGCUUUUUCUGCUGCAGGACGUCCUCAAUAAUGUAAAAUAGGGCUGCAACUAACGAUUAUUUUCGUUAUCCAUUAAUCUGCUGAUUAUUUUUUUUCGAUUGUUUUUUUUUGGGGGGGGGGAGUGGAAUGUCAGGUAUUGAUAAAAAAAAUAUGCCCAGUCCCAAGGCGACAUCUCCAAAUGUCAACCAACAGUCAGAUAUUCAGUUUACAAUGAUAUAAAACAGUCAAAGCAGUGACUCCUCGAGCUGGAGAAACUAGUCGGUGAGCUUUUGCUAUUCUGCUUGAAAAAUGACUGAAAUGACUGAAAUGAUCAGUCGAUUGAGCAACAAAUGGUUUCAGAGUUAAUAAACACACUUACAAAAUCAAAUCCUACCCAGACUGUGCCGGUGUGCACCUUUAAAUGGUCCAAGGCUUUAAACUGGUGUUAAAAUGAUUGUGUCAAAAUGAAAAUCCAACAUCUCCCUGCAUCUAUAACUGCAUCAUUUUCCACUGAUUAAAAUCAUUUUUGAGUCACGUCGCCUCAUUGAACCUUCUGAGGUUCAAAUACAUAAAUUAUGAUUUUCUGUAUCUCUGUUAAGUAUCAUUCCUGUGUCACAGACCUCAUGAAAUGCCUUAGUGUGAAGUUAAACCAGCUGUCAAGGCUGCAAACCUCUAACUUUUACUGACAUAUUCAUCCCCCUCCCUGUCAUUAAACAUCUUUGAAAACUUGUUUAACCAUCUGCUUAUAUAAACAAGCAAAGCAUGAGUUGCUAUGGUUUUUUACAAGCUCAUUUGAUUUUUUUGGAUAACUCAUACAUCUUGUUUUGAGGACAGAUUGCUUUAUUAGAUUAAAAAAAAAAAAUUAUAGGCCUUGAGCGCAGUAACUGUGUUUCUAGUGUGAAUCUUUGGCCACAGAAUGGUUCAAUCAUCUUUAUCUGAAUGACUCUGGUCAAAUGAUGAAUAAAAAAAAAUCCUGUGGUGGGUGAUUUUCAUCACGAGUGUCAAAGUUCGCCUCUGUCCCUCCUCAGUACGUAACGACACUGUAAGAGAGAGUAGAAGGUUCAGCACAUAUGCUAGUGAUGGGUUAACAUGGAUAGUGCUCAGCGACUAAAAGCAAGCAAAUGCAUACACGACCACUGUUACAGACGUUUUCCCUUUCUCCUGCAUUUCUUUUGUGCUGUUUCUUUUUACCCAUAAUGCAUUUUUAUUCCGCCACCUCUGCACUAAAAAUGCCUGUUAAGUUCUUAACUAAGGGUGCACUUUAUGUAUUUUACUUACUGUGUUGUUAUGAUUGUUGAAUUUGGAGAAAGUGGGUGUGUGAUGGGUCAGACCUCUGGCCAGUGAUAACAGACUAUCAUAGACACUAUUAUUAUUAUUAUUAUUAUUAUUAUUAUUAUAUGAUUUGCAAAGCAGUGAUGAAUGACAAUAUGAAGAGCAAACAAUGUUUUUAAACUGGUGAAGAUGUAUAGACUUUCUAGCACAAGUUGUAUAUACUGGCUCAGAUAUUCCACUCCGUCCAGCUCGGGUCCGUUAGUAAAGCAAGUCUGUUUCAAGAGGUCGACCAUAUUUAAGUAUUCAUAAUAAAUAGCCAUCAAAACAUCCUCGAACUCCAAAUCAGCCAGUCUAAUCCGCUGGUCCUGCACAUGUUAUGAAAAGAAGUUGAAUCUACUGCAACAGAUAGAUGCAUUUAAAGAAAAAAAAAGAAAAAAAAAAAAAAGACAUUUCAGUACCCAGAAACUCCAUAUUUGGAGUUUGACUGAGAAAGUGGAAUAAUGAGAGUAUUCAAGUUAUUUGUAUAUGUGCGAAAAGUUACAGACCAUUUGUCUGUAACGUUUUAUUUUGGUUCUAAAUAAAGAUAAAAUAUCUAAAGAGAGACAGCAGCUCCUCCUGACUGCCUCCUGCUCAUCCUCAGUUUCACCUGCUACCUGAGAGUUGCCGUACUUAUCUUUACAGAGAUGAAGGUAUAAACUGUACUAUACUUAAUUUAAACAAGACUUCUAAGUUGAGGAUAUCUGAGGGUGUAUGGUUUCAAGCUGUCUGUGUAUAUUAGUUUGCUGUAAAUAGUCUGAUGCAUGUUCUAUUCUUUCCAUGAGCUCAAGCAGAAACAUGUAUAGCAGUGUCCUGACUCUGGUGUGUGAUACAGUGUUCGGAUCAAGAUAAGGAGACUGCUAUCCCUGAACUAUCCUUAUCAUUUUCCUUAAACCUCGCCAGACAAAAGGGAAAAGGUUCUUUUAUUUUAUUUUAAUGUAUUUGCUUGCUGAGCAGAGUUCUCUUGUCUGUAAAUGUGAGCUUUCAGAUCGCUGUGAUAAAAAGUUUAAUUAAAAACAAUAAAAAGAAUGUGUUUUUAUCUCAUGAUAACUGAUUGUAAUCUGUACAGUCAAACAUAAUGUAUCGGGGGGGAAAAAGAACAUAUUUAUAAAUGGUUACCAACUGAAACACGCCCUGCAUGUCAGUUAUUUAUUUUACUCAUUAUGUGCAUUUAACAUAAAUAUGUAAUUUAUUUAUUUUGGAUGAUUUUGGGCCACAUAACCACAUUUAACACCAGUGUGUCGACACAAUAAUAAACUUCUAUACAAUAUAAUGCAAUUCAAUACAAUGAUCUUGCAAAAAUAGAAAGUAUUUAUAAAGCUUACAUUGUUUGUUUUUUUUAGUACACUUGGCAGCAACUAAAAAAACUGUGAACACAACACUGACAUCUCCUUAUGAAGUUUUAUAUGGUGAGCUUGUUAGUAAACAGUUGCCUAUUUACACAUCUAGCAGACACAGGCCGAUAUUAGCAUUCACUGUCGGUCGUGUUUCUGGUUACCCAACUAAUGAGGGAAAUAUCUGACUUUUUAGCUGCUAAAUGCUACACUAUGUUCAUCGGCUAUAGUCGCUAACUUUCUCUGUCUGCUGUUUCCUUCUGAGCAGAAAAUGCACAGUGAGCUCCUGGAGCUUUUAAACCAUCAGCAGCAGCGUCUGAAAACGAUGACGUUGAUUGUGGUGAGACUGAACCAAAACGGUAAAGUUGUGGGCUGUAAAGAAAAAGAAAAAAAAAAAAAAA